AUGGGUCGUGCUAAAGUUGAGUAUGAUGAAGUUGGAAAUACAUUCUUAUAUGCAUUAUUAGCAUUUUAUGCACUUAUCCUUAUUCCAAUCACAUAUUUUUUAUGGCCAAAAUCAAGUAAAAAAAAUGUUAUUGUUCAUAGAGAAAAUGAGUGUGAAUGUGAUGGUUGUAUAGAAAAAAUGAAAAAGAAAGAGGCCUCUAAACCAAAAGAAGGAAAGGGAAAUUUAUAUAGAGUUAUAUUUUUAAUCAUUCUUUGGGUUUUGUUAGCUGUUUUAAUUCAAAAAACAUCAAAUCUUGAAGUUGUUCAUGAAGAGUAUGAUCCAUAUGCAAUUUUAGGUUUAGAUGCUGGAGCUGAAGCUAGUGCAAUUAGGAAAAAAUAUCGUGAAUUGACAAAAACUCACCAUCCAGAUAGAGGUGGUGAUGCUGAAGCUUUUGAUAAGAUUGCCAAAGCAUACCAAGCAUUAACUGAUGACGAGGCAAGAGCUAAUUGGGAAAAAUAUGGAAAUCCAGAUGGUCCAAAAGCUGCAGUUUAUGGUAUUGCUUUACCAAGUUGGGUUGUAUCAGAUCAAUAUGGUUACAUAUUUUUGGCUCUUUACAUUCUGGGUUUUAUGAUUAUUUUACCACUUUUUGUUUCUUAUUGGUGGAAAAAUGCUCAGAAAUACUCAUCUCAUAAAGUUCUUGUAGAAACGACUAAAAUAUUUUAUCAUUAUAUUGCUAAGACACCAAGAAUGGAAUUUUUAAGGGUUGUUAUGAUAUUAGGUGGUUCUGGAGAAUUUAAUAAAGAAGAAAAUCCUGAAGUAGAGGUAAGAGAAUCUGAUCAAGUUGAUAUACCAAAAUUAAUGAAAGAAUUAAAAAAUCUUAAUGAAAUGAAUAAAGAAGUUCCAUUAUGUCAUCCUUAUAGUGUCAAAGCUAGAUCACUUAUUCAUGCUCAUUUAAGUAGAUUAGAAUUGUGGUCUGAUGACUUAAAAUCUGAUCUUGCAUUAAUUUUGAGUAAAGGACCAAUGCUUGCAAAUGAAUUUGUCAAAUGUGCUACACAAAUUUAUUUUUAUUAUGGACCAGAAAGAGGACCAUCAUUGGAUACUUUUGAACAUGGAACUAAAUUAACAUCAUAUCUUUGUCAAGCUCUUUGGCCAAAAAAUAAUCCUCUCCUUCAAUUACCAUAUAUUGAAGAUCUUCAAAUUAAUAGUUUACGUAAAAAUAAAGCAUUUAAUGUACAUGAUCUUGCUGAGAUGUCAGAAAAAAAAAGAAGGCAAUCUUUAUCAAGUUUAUCUGAUCAAGAAUAUGAAAAUGUUAUAAGAGUUUUAUGUCAAAUGCCAAAAUUAGAAAUUGAGGCUCAUGUUGAGGUUGAGGAUGAAGAUGAUGCACAUAUAAUUACUACUGGUUCUUUGGUUACCAUUCGUGUUAACAUAAAACGUCAUCCUCUUUUAGAUAAUGACAAAAGAUUACAAGAAAUUGAAUAUGAUAAAAUGAUGUCUGAACAAAAUGAUAAAGUAGAAACUGAAGAAAAACAACCUGUACCUACCAAAAAACCAUGGGAAAAAAAUAAAAAAAAGGUUGGAAAAAAGAAGAAGGGACCAAAGAAGGUUAAUAAAGUUCCCAAGGAAGAUGAAACUACUGAAACCAAACAAAAUGACGAAACAAGUGGAAGUGAUGAAGAGACAAAUGAAAAUGUAUCUGAAUCAGAAAGUGAUGGUGAAAGUGAUGAUGAAGAAUAUUGGAAAAGAGUUAAAAAAAAUAAACCAAUUUUUGAUGCAGAUGAUUUUGAGACAAUUCCUGUACAUUGUCCUCGAUUCCCUGAUGAUAAAUAUGAAUGGUGGUAUAUUUAUAUGUAUAGUAAAAAAACGCGUAUUCUUGUUGCACCAAUUGAUAUUGUUAAAACUUUACGUGAUGAAGAGAAAAAAGAAAUUAAAUUUAUGGCAGGUCCAAAAGGAAAUUAUGAAUAUUCUAUUGUUAUAAGAUCAGAUUCUUAUGUUGAUUUUGAUUUUAGUACUGAUAUAAAAAUUCAAGUAAAAGAACCAAAUGUUGUUACUACUCCAAAAAUUGAUUAUGGUGUUGAAGAAGAGGAAGGUGAACAUGGUGGUAGUGAUACAGAAGAUGAUUAUACUGAAACAGAUGAUAGUGAGAGUGAUUAA
This is a messenger RNA of Strongyloides ratti, 2130 nucleotides long. RefSeq names its product Translocation protein SEC63 homolog. Gene Ontology annotation, biological process: post-translational protein targeting to endoplasmic reticulum membrane; SRP-dependent cotranslational protein targeting to membrane. Gene Ontology annotation, cellular component: Sec62/Sec63 complex. Gene Ontology annotation, molecular function: transmembrane protein transporter activity; RNA binding. The record is from RefSeq and is a predicted model, not a curated record. NCBI's taxonomy places the organism in Eukaryota, Metazoa, Nematoda, Chromadorea, Rhabditida, Strongyloididae. The coding region runs from base 1 to 2130 and encodes 709 amino acids. The transcript has 2 exons.